UUGUGGAGCCCAGUCCAGACAAACCCUCGAAGCUGAACAAUCCAGGACGUUGUUCUCACCUGAUCUGGUUUCUUCUUGGCUCACCUUCAGCUUGAGGCCGCGUGUCGCACAGCCUAAAUCCGGCACGCUAUUCGAAGAACUCAGCUCCUCUUUCUCCCGUCUUCACGCCGCUCGAGGACGAUCCGGCGAAGCGCGCAGGAACGUUGACGUCAUUUUCUACUGUACCUUACUGACGUCACGUGUUCAUCUUGUCUCGCUCCCAAUACCCAUUCCGCCGCUCUUCGAAGAAAGAAGAUCAAGGUAACAUGGCGCCGAAAAAGUACGGGCGUGUCUCGAGAACAUCAGCCCUGCUCAUUCCCGGUGGCCUCGUUCAUCCCCACGUUCAUCUGGACAAAUGUUACUUGCUCCAGCAGACACCGAUUGGCGAUGGCUCAUUUCCUGAGGCUCUUGCCAAGACUGGCGAAGCCAAAGCCAAAUUUACCCACGAAGAUCUUAUAGCUCGUGGAGACCGCCUACUGAAAGCGUCUCUUCAACAUGGCAUUACUACGGUGCGAGCGCACGUCGAGGUGGAUCCUGCUGUGGAUACAAAGUGUCUGGAAGCAGGCCUCGAGCUGUGUCAAGCGACAUCAGACCAUCUGGACGUGAAACUUGUCGCAUUUGCCCAGGAUCCGCUUUUUUACCCUGAGAACCAGGACCGGCAAGCUAAGAUGCAACAUCUCUUCAAAAUCGAUGUUAUCUCGCUCCUUAUGUUGAAUCGGAACCACAUCACAGCGGUAGGGUCAACCCCAUACGUCGAGAAGACCCGCGAGCUCGCCCUACGCAACAUCGAUUUCAUCAUUGACCUUGCCAGAGCCAACUUGCUCGACGUGGAUUUUCAUCUAGACUACAAUCUGGACAGCGAACAGCAGCCGACAAUCUUCUAUGUCCUCGACCGGGCUCGAUCCGUUGCCUUCGAGGGCAGGAUCACCAUCGGACACGCGACCAGGCUCUCGCUCUUUUCACAAGAAGAGUGGGAUCGCCUAGCUCGCUCCUGUAAUGGCCUUGAUGUGGCUUUUGUCGCGUUACCGCCGAGCGAUCUGUAUAUGCAAGGGCGGGAUUAUCCUUAUGCAAAGAGGAGCAGAGCUUCACUCCCGGUUCUGGAGCUAGUCAAGCGCAACAUUCCCGUCUCCAUGGGUGUCAACAAUGUUGGCAAUCUCUUCACACCUCAAGGUGACGCGGAUCCCAUGGAUCUUUUGCCUCUCGCCGUCGCGCUCUGGCAAUCUGCCACGCCCACCCACCUCGAAGCUUUCCUCUCAAUGGUCUCGACAGCUGCUGCCCACGCCGCCGGCGCACGCAUCCAGCAACCUGAGCGGGUCGAUGCCAGGCUCGUCGAUUUUGAAAUCGACGAUGACAAUGUUGUCCGUAUCUUCUCCGGCCAGGCGCUUGCCUCGCAUUGCGAGACCUUUACCCUUUUACCUCGCUGCCAAUCAGUCCAAGAAGCAGUCUUAUCGCCGCCCAGGUCCCGCAUCGCUGUCGUCCACAACAGAGCAGUAGGCUGGACAAAGGUCGAUCAGGGCGUCUUUUCACCGUAGAGGGUUCCUUCAAAGGUAUCGUAUCAGUAACAUUUCUAUUGACCAGUAAGGUA
Messenger RNA from Acaromyces ingoldii, 1624 nucleotides. RefSeq names its product Metallo-dependent hydrolase. Bases 306 to 1571 code for a protein of 421 amino acids. The transcript is spliced from 6 exons. The record is from RefSeq and is a predicted model, not a curated record. Gene Ontology annotation, molecular function: hydrolase activity, acting on carbon-nitrogen (but not peptide) bonds, in cyclic amidines. Lineage: Eukaryota; Fungi; Basidiomycota; Exobasidiomycetes; Exobasidiales; Cryptobasidiaceae.